Drosophila santomea is the source of this 3035-nucleotide messenger RNA. Its product is annotated as transcription factor SPT20 homolog. The coding region runs from base 1 to 2979 and encodes 992 amino acids. The transcript is spliced from 2 exons. Lineage: Eukaryota; Metazoa; Arthropoda; Insecta; Diptera; Drosophilidae. The record is from RefSeq and is a predicted model, not a curated record. Gene Ontology annotation, biological process: intracellular signal transduction; positive regulation of apoptotic process. Gene Ontology annotation, cellular component: nucleus. Gene Ontology annotation, molecular function: protein serine/threonine kinase activity.
AUGGGGGCAUCAUUGAUCGUAUUUGUUUUGUGUUUGUUUCCUUACGAUUCGUUCUCGGUGAAGUUCUUUGGCGCCUUCAUUGCGCUCGCCAUCUGUGCGCUAUGCGGAUUAACCCAAGCGGAUAUAUCGCUCAAGUUGCAACAGCAACAGCAGCAGCAACUGCAACUGCAGCAACAGCAACUGCAGCAGCAGCAACCGCAGCUGAUCACCAAGCAGCAGUACUACAAGACGGGCGGUGGCUUCCAGGAGAGCAACUACGCCAAUUCCGGCUAUCAGAUCUUCGAGGUGCACAAUCACUUUGCCGCCAAGGGCCCCGCCUACCUGCCGCCCGCGGGUCAGAGUGCCAAUGCUCAUGCCCACGACGAUAGCUUGGACUUGAGCUUCCUCAACUUUGCCGAUGCUCCAGUUCCGGCUCCUGCUGCCACUCCAGUUCCAGCUCCAGUUGCCACUGCAGCUGCUCCUGCUCCUUCCUCAGCUGCUGCCUCGAUUCCCGUGCCCUUCCCUUCGAGCUACCAGCAUGAUUUCCAGCGCACAGCUCCGGCUUCAUCCCCGGUGGGUUACAGCGGUCAGGCCUAUCUGCCACCCACGGUGGCCGCACCCAUUGUCCAGCAGCAGCAACAGCAGCAGCAAGUGAUUCAGCAGCAACAGGAGUAUGUGCAGCAGCAACAACAGCCAGUGAUUCCGCAGCAGCAACAGCAGGUGCAACAGCAGUACAGCCAACAGAACAACUACGAGGCUCCAGCAUAUCUGCCGCCCACUGCCGGAGAGGCAGUUGCCCAGCCAGUGCCCAGCUACCAGGCCACGCCCAUCAGCUACCAGCAGCCACAGAAGGUCUUCCAAGGACCAACAUAUCUGCCACCACAGCAGCAGGAACAGCAGCAGCAGCAAGUGCAGCAAGUGCAGCAAGUUCAAGAGGUGCAACAGCAACAGCAGCAACAGCAAGUGCAACAGAUUCAGUCCGUUCAGCAGCAGCAGGAGGUUUCUGUGCAGAAUCCGGGUCAGGAAUACCGUGCUCCUGGCUAUCUGCCACCUGGCUACGAAUUCGCGUCUCCCGAUCAGUUGCCCGUGUCGCUCAGCCAGAGUGUCGCCACCGCAGCGCAGAGUGUGUCCUCCGUUCAGAAUGUUGCCACCAACACACAGAGUGUUGCAUCCGUGCAGCAGGUGGCCGGCGAGUAUCGUGCUCCUGGCUAUCUGCCACCUGGCUACGAUGAGCCACGUCCCCAGGCACCCACCCAGAUCACCUACCAGCAGGCACAGCCACAGCAGCAACAGCUGCAGCAGCCACAGCAGCAACAACAGUUGCAGCAACAGCAGCAACAACAGCUGCAACAGCAACAGGUGUACGCUGCUCCCGCGGAAGCAACCGCUAGCAAUCCUGGUGCCCUGCCCGAUGGCUAUGAUUUCGUGAAGCCCGAAAACGCCGAGGCCGCCAUUGCCGAGCUGCACAGCCUGCAAACCCAAACCAAACUGCUGAAGCAGCAGCAGGAGCAGCAGUUGCUCUUGCAACAGCAGCAGCAACAGCAACAGCAACAGCAACAGCAGCAGCAACAACAGCAGCAACAGCAACAGCAGCAGCAACAGCAACAACAGCGGCAGCAACAGCAACAGCAACUGCAGCAGCAGCAGAUCGUGGUGCAGUCUCAGUUGCAGGCUGCCCAGCAACAGCAAAGCGCAGACAUCGUCUAUGGUCGUCCCAAGUCGCAGCAGCAGCAGCCUUUGGCUCCUCAAAACACACUGGCCACAUCCACUAGUGGCGGCUACCAGCAACAGUUUACGGCUCCUGGCUACCUGCCUCCCACUGGCACUGCUUCAGCUCCAGCUCCAUCGCCAGUUGCGGCUCAUGCUACCGUUUCCAUUCCCGCUCCUGCUCCCUUGGCUGCACCUGCUCCCGCUCCAGUUUCCGCUCCAGCUGCAGCUCCAGCUCCUGUUGCCGUUGUCCAGGCGACAGCCACUUCUAGCAGCCACUCCUACCAGCAGCAAUACAGGGCAUCUGGCUAUCUGCCACCAGCAGUGGCUGCUCCUGCUCCAGCUCCAGUCCGCGUUGCUGCACCAGCUCCUGCUCCUGCUCCUGUCCGUGUUGCUGCACCUGCUCCAGCUCCAGUGCGAGUUCCCGCUCCCGCUCCCAUCCACGUGAGUGGCCCCGCUCCCAUUGCCAUUUCGCUGCCAGCUCCAGCGCCCACCCAGGUGACGCACAUCCACUCCCUGCGGAGCUACAUGAACACCGUGCAGCCCUUCGCCCGCUAUGCCCAGCCAGUCACUGUCCGCCAGCAGCAACAUCAUCAUGUCCAGCAGAAGCAACAUCAUCAUGUCCAGCAGCAGCAGCAGCAGCAGCAGGUCAUCGAGGUGGCUCCCAUGUACCGUGAGCAAUCGAAGCGUCCCCGUUUCUAUGCCCCUGCCUACGUGAGCAGUGCUGUGCCCCGCCAGCAACCCCAGCAGGUGCAGCAGGCACAGCACCACCUGCACCACCACUACCACCGCGUGGUGCAGAGCCAGCAGAAGCUGCAGCCCACCCUCAACUUCAAGGCGCAGCAAUCGCUGCAGAAGUUCAUGCCCAAGGACGUCCAGGUGGCGGUGAAUGUGGCCAUGGCAGCCACAGCCCCAGUGGUGGCACCUGUUGCGCUGCGUGGCAGCUCCCGGGUGCGCACGGUGCAGAUAGUGAAGCCGCAUGCCACACGAACGUUCAAGGUGCUGGAGCAACUCGAUCAGGCUGGUGUGAAGACGAUCAAGAUACUGGGCGCUAGCAAUGAGCAGCCGCAGGGACGCCAUCAGGUGGUCCGGGUGGUCACCCAGAAUGCGCACAGUGGUGCGGAGAGUCAUGUGCAGACCGUCAAGAUCUACGAUGAUGUGCAGCAGCCACUGCGAUUGCUGCCACUGGCGCAGCCACGUAGCAAUGCCUACUUGCCACCAGCUCGUCCCAGGUCGCGUAUCGUGCGGCAGGCAUCGAAGCCACUGCGUCUGCAUCCCGUGGCCAGUCUGUAGGGGAUUGGGGCACUCAUCCGGAGCGCAAUGCCCAGCACUGAUUAGUUCUUAAUCUC